Messenger RNA from Pygocentrus nattereri (red-bellied piranha), 3525 nucleotides. RefSeq names its product transmembrane protein 238-like. The transcript is spliced from 2 exons. The record is from RefSeq and is a predicted model, not a curated record. The coding region runs from base 1 to 534 and encodes 177 amino acids. Lineage: Eukaryota; Metazoa; Chordata; Actinopteri; Characiformes; Serrasalmidae.
AUGGACCUGAGCUUCAUAGGCGGCUGCCUGCCGCUCUUCGUCCUGGCCAUAGUCUUCGACCUGGUGGGCUUCAUCGUGCUCUUCGUGGGGAUCUUCGCGAAUCUUCAGGUGGACGGCAGGUUUUACGGCGACUUUCUGAUCCUCACCGGCGCUCUCAUCGUGUUCUGCAGCCUGGCCUGGUGGCUGAUGUGGUACGUGGGCAACAUUAAGGUGGCCAAGGAGGGCGCGAGGAGGGGCAGAGCGAGCACCGCUCACAGCUUCAAACAGCUGGCCAGAAAGUUAACCGAGAGGAUUUCCAAAAGCCAGAGGAGAGACGAGGAGCAGAGUGUGAUGAAGACGGUGGGAGGAGGAGGAGGAGGAGAGGGUGAUGUCGGACAGAAAGCUGCAUCACCGCACCACCCAGGUUCGAAGGUAACGUGGGGCAAAUCUACCUGUUACCACAAUCAUGGCUACGAGGAGGACAAGGACGAGAAAAACUCAGUGGAAGAGAAAAAGUCUGAUCUAGAGGCGGCUAACGUGGAGAACCUGCUGUGAGAGCGGUUACAUGUUUAUGGAAGGGUCUCUCAGCGGACGCAUCUCUGGACCGAUGAGAUUUUAUGCCAAGAUUUACAAUGUUUGUAUACGACGGUGCGAUUCCAUUCAUUUUAUUUGAACUUGUUUCAUGUCAGCCUCUGGACAAAGUGCAAUAUACAGUGUGGCUAGAGGAAGUUCCGUAAGAUGAAAAAGUGUCCAUCUUUCUGAACUGUGUAUUUAUUUUAGUUGGAGCAUUAAGUCCCUAAAUUUUCAUGUUUCAUUUGUAACACUGACAACUUUGUUUGGAGGGUCCGCUGUAGGUGCUCACCUUGUGUGUAUCUUACAUUCGACUAAAUGCCUGAACUUUAAAAUGCACUCUCUUUAAACUUGGGUCAGUGAUCAGUCAUUUUCAACGUACCCCAGAUGUAGCGAAGAUGUUUGGUGUCCAGAUUUUGCUUCUUCAGUUUAGCGCUGGAGCCAUUGAGGCUGCCAUUGCUAACAAACAGUAGACGUCAAUAGUCACCCAAAUGUUUUGAGACAAUCUUUUGGUUUGAGAGAAGUUUUGGGGAUGUAUUUACAAGAGAAAUUUGGGUUCUAGUGUUUGUUAGCAAUGUUAGCUUCUUAGCUCCCGUGCUGAACUAAUAAAGCAACCAAACAUGUCUUGGUUAAUCACCUACAUCUGGGAUAUAAAACCUAAACUCUACCCUAGCAUUCACUCUAAACUUAACCUCAUCACAAAACCCAACCGUAACCUUGUUGAUAAAAGUAUCAGCACCAGCAACUUUGUUAACAGUUUGUGCAGUCAAGUAGCUACACUGGUCCCCCAAAAUAAGCAUAUGAUUAUUUGUUGUUUGUUCGUUUAAUUUUUAUAUUUUUUAUAUUUUUUAAACCAUUUAGAAUUGGCACCUGCCCAUUACACCGUGUGAACAUUUAAUUCCGACAGCAACGCUUAAAAUUACUGGAAUAAAAUCGAUACAUUAAUGUACAUUAAAAGUUAAGAACACUUCAUUUUCCGGAUAAAUGAUCCUUUUUGGAGAUAAAAGCUUUUGUUAGAUGGUGAUUAGACUGAUGAACAGUAUCCAGUGUUCGCCUUGGCCCAGCCACCGUGACCUCCAGAGAAGAUCACGCCUUGCUUUAGCAAAUGGAUUUCACAGUCAAACAGACCGAGCCAGGAUGCAAACGCAGCACAGGACGGACGUUUACAUUUACUGCCCAAGUACCAGAGAGAGAGAGAGAGAGAGUGGUCAGACUGGUCUGGCUGUCAAUAAACAAAUGCUGCCGGUGUCAUUUGGCUGAAAGCCAACAGUUCUCCGGUUUCAACUGUGCAGGUACUUCAUGCAUGUUCAGAAGGGGUCACCUUUCCACUCAGAUUCAGGCCAGUAACGCUGUUUUUCACUUCUGUUCAACUUUGUGAACAUACACUACCUUUCAAAAAUUCAGAAUCACUUGCCAUAGUAAUAGCUUUUGUUAUUGUAGAUUCAAAUGCCAUAUACUACAUUCACAGGAGUUUGUAGAUGAGUUGCUCUGGAUAAGAGCGUCUGCUAAACGCUGUAAAUGUAAAUGUUAUUCAACAUUUCAAGAGUUUAGGAAAAAAAAGAAGUUCUUAAAUGAUAAAAAAUACGCUGCUAGUCCAUUUAUAUUCCUCGUCAAGGUACUGCGUUUCGAACUUUGAUCGCUAUUUUUGAACGUUUUUACAUUUUAUUUUAAAGAUGCACUGUGUAAGAUUUUAUUUUGUUAAUAUUGAACGAAGUAGCAUUACGGAUGCAGGAAACUACAAUCUCGCUAUAAUAUGGUGUGUGCGCGCUGCUGUGAGUCAACUUUUAAAGCCUGGAAUAUUGAUUUAAAAGUCAGAGGUGUUCAGAUUUUGUAGUUAUUUGGACCGUGUCAUAUGUCUUUUCCUGUUAACGUCAUACGUACAGGCUCAAAAAAGAAGCUCUGGCUCAACGUUUAGGUGUCAAAUGCAAAAUCAACAUUACACUGAAGUUAGUAUGAUAAAAAAUAGUAGAUAGUUCACUUACAUCCUCAGAAACACGUCCUUCACGAAGUUCUUUUUUUCAUUUGUCGCACGUUCAUCAGAUCCAUUCCCCGGGGGAAGGGCUCUGAAACAUUACUGUUGUUUCAAAGCAUUUGUCCGAGCAUUAGACGCAAUUACACAUUUCCACCAGAGAGGUCUCCAAAUCCCCACAUAUUACGCAGUGCAGCUUUUAUUUUAUUUUAUUCCCUACUUUCUAGGUCCAUCGCAUAAUCAGCCGCAGCUCUCAUAUGUCUUACUUUGUUUUUGUUUUACUGCUUCCCAGCUUCUUACUAAUUUGAAACCUGAGAAGUUGAACAGGACUACCUUAGACUCAUUUUACAUAUUUAUGAUGAUUUUAUACAUUUAUCUGCAACCAAUUUGCUUUUAUAUCAUGGAAAAAAAUUGAUUCCAGACGUUUGAACGGUAGUGUAUGCAGGCGUAUGUACUUUGAUUAAAUGUUUGUGACCAGUACUAAAUAUGCAAUAUGUAAAUAUGUAAUGAGAAUGUAGUUUUAUGAAAUGUGUGUGAAACUAAUGGUAAAAUUUGUAUGAAUAUAUGUACAUUUUGUGACCUUUUGGUGGAGGAAAUUUUUUUUUAGGGUUGGACAACAGUCCAGAAUCAGCCAGCGUUCAGCAAUUAUACUAUACAGAAGCUAAAGAGAGAGAAACAAAAAAGGGAAUGAAGAAAAAGGAGUGGGCAAGGCGAAAGCUCUGAUGUGUGAGAUGGGGAAGGAGCACACAAGGUGGCGGUGUGAGUGUUAUCUGAGGUUUGUGAGAUUGAGAAAGCUAGGUGUGUGUGUGUGUGUGUGUGUGAGAGAGAGAUACUCACAAGGUGGCAGUAGUGCAUGUGAGAAGAAGAAAGUGCAGGAUGGUAGUAUGAGUGCUGUUGAGUGUGUGUGUCGUGUGUGUGGAAAGACAUUUGAUGUGAAGUGCUUUGAAUUAGAGAAACGUCAGAAUUGUUCACAGUGGUUGUGAUAGGAGCUGGAUGUCUGAAGAGUA